Molecule: messenger RNA, 2211 nt
Organism: Closterium sp. Yama58-4
Lineage: Eukaryota; Viridiplantae; Streptophyta; Zygnematophyceae; Desmidiales; Closteriaceae
Source: the annotation of a GenBank genome assembly
AUGCGCGUUGGCGCUCCGUCGGCUGCGCCCUGGCGUCUCUGCCUGGCACCCGACGAUGGUCACCAGGCUCCCGUGCGGUCUGCAUCUCUUCCCGUCGCGCCGCCUGCCCUUCUCGUUGCGGCGUCUGAUGCGUCUGCUCCGUCUGGCGCUCCUCGAGUUGCCGACCCCGUCGCUCCGUCUGCGGCCGCCGAACAGGCGGUUGUUGCUGGCGGCGUGACGGCCCUGCCGGAGGGGUCCGCUACCACUGACGUCCAGGGCCAGCCGUCGCUUCCCGGCGCUCCGGCUCCCCUGUCUGCACCGCCUCCGGCGCUAGCGCCUCCUCCACCUGUGCUUGCUGGAUCUGCUCCUGCUCUGGCCGCGGCUGUACCUCCCGCGCCACCUGUGGUUGCGCCCCCUGCACCGUCUGCGGGUGCUCCUCCUGCGCCGCCUGGAGUUGCUCCUGUUGCCCCUCCUGAUGCCGCACUGUCGGCUCCGCAUGCGGCGGGUCCGUCUGCGCCACCUGCGGCUGUUCCCGUCGCACCCCUUGUGGCGAAUCCCUCUGCACCAUCCGCUCCGCGUCCGCCGUCUCCUGGCCGUCGUCAGCAGCGGCCCCAAUCCCCCGCGCGUCGAGACGAGCGCGCGACAUCCCGGCGCCGCCACAAUUCCCCGCGGCGCCGCGGUUCUCAGGCGAACUGGGCGGCGCAACGCGGUGGCCGGGGCGGCUGGUGGGGGCCGCGUCAGCCAGGUGGCGGCUGGGGGUAUGAUCAGCCGGUGACGAUGGCUGACCUGCAGCGCGCGGUAACUGUGGCUGUGCGCGAGGAGCGGAACGGGCAGGCGAGCCAGAGCAACUCCCCGCGUGUUGCUCAGACACCAGUGGCGCCUCCCCCGGCUGCGCCUCUCGCCCAGGCUGCCCCUCGUCCUCCUGCGGUUGCUCCUCCUCCUCUUGUUCCCUCUGCUUCGACCCCGCAGGCGGGGAAUCAGCGCCGGGCCCCGUGGGUCCCCCCUGUGGCGGGGGUCGAGUUUUUGACUGCUGCUGGUGGGCCCGUGACUGCACAGUAUCCGUCCCUGCUGCCUGUUGAUCCCCCUCCCCCGUCUGCAGGUGCGGCGCACUCGUUCUCGGCCUUGCUGGGACCUCAGCGUCCGGUUGCGGUGCCGGAGGUGACCCUUGGUCAGAUCUGGCGCCUCUCGGAGGCGCUGCGGGUCGUGCAUCUGGUGCAGAUGUAUGGUCAUGCCGCCCUGUCCCAGGGCGACUCACUGGUGGGCGGCCCUCGGGACGAUUGCUUCGCGGCUGCUGAUCGCCUCGCCGAGCUGCUAGCGCCCGUGUUGGCUGCGCCCGCGCCGGGUGGGCUUGCGGGGGUCGGGCCCCUUGGUUCGGCCGUACGUGGGCUGCGGCGGUUGUUGCAUGCAGGGACUGGAUCCGGGGCGAUCGCCGCAGGCACGGUGUUGGUGCGUGAGCUGCAUCGCACACUGUCGCCGUCGCUUCCCGGCGCUCCGGCUCCCCUGUCUGCACCGCCUCCGGCGCUAGCGCCUCCUCCACCUGUGCUUGCUGGAUCUGCUCCUGCUCUGGCCGCGGCUGUACCUCCCGCGCCACCUGUGGUUGCGCCCCCUGCACCGUCUGCGGGUGCUCCUCCUGCGCCGCCUGGAGUUGCUCCUGUUGCCCCUCCUGAUGCCGCACUGUCGGCUCCGCAUGCGGCGGGUCCGUCUGCGCCACCUGCGGCUGUUCCCGUCGCACCCCUUGUGGCGAAUCCCUCUGCACCAUCCGCUCCGCGUCCGCCGUCUCCUGGCCGUCGUCAGCAGCGGCCCCAAUCCCCCGCGCGUCGAGACGAGCGCGCGACAUCCCGGUGCAGACACAAUUCCCCGCAGCGCCGCGGUUCUCAGGCGAACUGGGCGGCGCAACGCGGUGGCCGGGGCGGCUGGUGGGGGCCGCGUCAGCCAGGUGGCGGCUGGGGGUAUGAUCAGCCGGUGACGAUGGCUGACCUGCAGCGCGCGGUAACUGUGGCUGUGCGCGAGGAGCGGAACGGGCAGGCGAGCCAGAGCAACUCCCCGCGUGUUGCUCAGACACCAGUGGCGCCUCCCCCGGCUGCGCCUCUCGCCCAGGCUGCCCCUCGUCCUCCUGCGGUUGCUCCUCCUCCUCUUGUUCCCUCUGCUUCGACCCCGCAGGCGGGGAAUCAGCGCCGGGCCCCGUGGGUCCCCCCUGUGGCGGGGGUCGAGUUUUUGACUGCUGCUGUGUAG